AUUUUUGCGCAAAUAAGACGCGUCUAGAGUUUAGCGUCAGUUAAAAAAUAACUUUAUCAAGUAUUAAGUCUAUAAGGAUUGUUCGGUUUUAAUAUUAAACACAUAUACGUAAAGCUAGAGCUUAAUAAAAACAAUGGAUGAGUCACGCGAGGAAAGCCAGUUCAUUGUGGACGAUGUCAGCAAGACAAUUAAGGAGGCCAUUGAGACAACUAUUGGUGGGAAUGCAUACCAGCACGAUAAGGUAAACAACUGGACCGGUCAAGUGGUGGAGAACUGUCUAACUGUGCUGACCAAGGAGCAAAAACCAUACAAAUAUAUUGUGACCGCUAUGAUAAUGCAAAAAAAUGGCGCUGGUUUGCAUACGGCCAGCUCGUGCUACUGGAAUAACGACACUGAUGGCAGCUGCACUGUGCGCUGGGAAAACAAGACCAUGUACUGCAUUGUUUCUGUUUUCGGCUUGGCCGUUUAGAAGCAAAAAAAAAAACUACAAAUGAUA
This is a messenger RNA of Drosophila busckii, 496 nucleotides long. RefSeq names its product dynein light chain Tctex-type (gene Dlc90F). Gene Ontology annotation, biological process: microtubule-based movement. Gene Ontology annotation, molecular function: dynein intermediate chain binding. Bases 134 to 469 code for a protein of 111 amino acids. Gene Ontology annotation, cellular component: cytoplasmic dynein complex; cytoplasm. The transcript has a single exon. Lineage: Eukaryota; Metazoa; Arthropoda; Insecta; Diptera; Drosophilidae. The record is from RefSeq and is a predicted model, not a curated record.